AUGUUAUCACUACCCUCAGCAAAGAAUAACAACAAUGAUUCAAAUAUCGUUGAUUUAUUAUAUCAUUUAUGUAAAGAAAAUGAAAUAGAAAAAGUUCGAAGUAUUCUACCAUAUAUUAACAAUAUAAAUAUUAUAAAUACAAUUCAAAAUUCAACAGGUUCAACAUGUUUGCAUAUAGCAUGUUAUUAUGGACAUCGACAUAUGGUACAACUUUUAUUAGACUAUGGAGCUCUACAUUCCAUUAGAAAUUUACGACACAAUUUAACACCUUAUGAAGAAGCAUAUACAGAUGAUAUAAAACAACUAUUUGUACAACAUGGCAAAUUAUUUUCAAAUAAUAAUUUUGAUUAUGAUUAUAUUGAAUGGUCAGUAGUAGGAGAUGAUCUCCUUGGAAAACGACGUGAAUUUCGUCAAGCUAUUGAUUUAUAUAAAAAUUAUGAUAAUCAUAAUUUAGUAUCAAAAUUAUUAGCUGAAGUUAUUCAUUAUUAUUUAAAUGAAUAUCUGAAAAAUGAAAGUAAUGAUGCUGGCAAUCCAGAAGAUCAAAUUACUCGUGAACAAAUUGAAACUAUUGAAGGAUAUUUUAAAGAAGCUAUAGAAAAACAAGAUUAUUUAACACAUUUUGUAAAAGCUUAUACAUUAACAAAUUGUUUUUACAAAGUAUUAAAUAAACAUUUAGCUCUCUAUAUAUUACAAUAUUUUGAUAACACAAAAGACUUUUCAUCAAAUUAUCGUCUUGUCAAUUGUCUAGUUCACAUUGUUACACUCUUAAUUUAUCAUCCAAAUUUGCCUCAAUAUCGAUAUCAAGGUAUAUGUUAUCGUGGUAUGAGAAUAACACAAAAUGAUUUAAAUCAAUAUCUUUCAAAUCAACAUAUAUUAAAUCGUUCAUUUUUAUCAACAUCAAUUGAUCGUGAAGUAGCUGAAAUGUUUGCUGGUGAAGGUCAACAAUCUAAAAUGAGAUAUACUCCCAAAAAUCAUUGUGCAUUACAAUAUUCAUGUUUAUGUCAAUAUUUAAUAAAACAAAACUCAACAGCUAUCAAUAUACAAAGUUUAUCAUCAAGACCGGAUGAAAAAGAAAUUUUAAUUCUUCCAUUUACCGUUUUUAAAGUCAUAGCAAUCAAACAAAAUUAUCUUAAUAAUCCAACAGCAUCAAUUUCAAUUGAAAUUGAAUUAGAAGAAUGUGAAGAUUCAAAUGAUAAUAAAAAUGAAUCGGAAAAUAGUCAAACAUCAAGAACAUCAUCAUUAUCAUCAACUAGUGAUGACAUAAAAGAUGUCGAAGAAUAUCAAACAUUCAAACAACGAAAACGUUGUCUUUAUAGUAUCAUUAGAUUUUUGAUGUUCGCUAUUCUUUUGGGUUUAACUUUUAUGUUCAUUUUUAUUUUCGUUAUUCAUCAAGUAACGCGACGCAAAUAUCGCUAA
Rotaria sordida is the source of this 1416-nucleotide messenger RNA. The record is from the annotation of a GenBank genome assembly. Lineage: Eukaryota; Metazoa; Rotifera; Eurotatoria; Philodinida; Philodinidae.